AUGUGUGCCAGAAGGCUCAAUUAUGCCGGCGGUGAUAAUUUGCCCCUCUAUGCCACGCCCGAAGAAUCCAUGAAAGCCAGCCAGAGACGAGAAGAAGACGAACAAAGGAGACGCGUCAAGAAAUAUGAGCGCCUGCCGCCCAUUCACCAAUCUGCCAGACAACAUUCGGCCCCUCCAGUGCCCAUCCCUGGGCAACGUCCCUUUAACCCCUCUUUCAAUGUCGCAGCCGCGCAAUCCAUGCCACAAAUUCCACAAGCACGCUACGCUCCUUCACAAAUAACUCAAAUGGGCCCUGCAGCUGUUCGUUAUAGUUCAAUGCCACAACAACAGUUGCAGCAGCCCGUGACACGGGCUCCGAGAUCCAGGCCGGUGCCUGCAGCCGUACAAAGUCCAACACAAACGAUGGACCCAAACCGUUCUCGGACUUCUUUAGACAGCGAUCCGCUACAGGACUCCAAGGACAUGCAGAUCGCCACGCAAUUGUUUCACAAUCACGACGUCAAGCAGCGAGGCAGACUCACAGCCGAAGAACUUCAAAAUCUUUUACAAAACGACGACAACACCCAUUUCUGUAUAUCAUCCGUCGAUGCACUGAUCAACUUGUUUGGGGCCUCGAGGUUCGGCACAGUGAACCUUAACGAAUUUGUGUCUCUGUACAGGCGAGUUAAGAAAUGGCGUAAGAUCUAUGUGGACAACGACAUAAAUAGCAGUUUCACAAUCAGCGCCAGUGAAUUUCACAACAGUUUGCAGGAACUGGGCUACUUGGUGCCCUUCGAUGUGAGCGAAAACCUUUUCGAUCAGUACUCGGAGUUUAUCGAUCCUGCCAAGAAUGGCAAAGAGCUCAAGUUCGACCGGUUUGUAGAGACUCUGGUGUGGUUGAUGCGGUUAACCAAGAUGUUUCGGAAGUUUGAUACAAACCAGGAGGGUAUUGCAGCGGUGCCUUACAAGGACUUCAUAGACGUGACACUGUAUUUGGGUCGAUUCCUGCCGCACUAA
This is a messenger RNA of Lachancea nothofagi CBS 11611, 996 nucleotides long. NCBI's taxonomy places the organism in Eukaryota, Fungi, Ascomycota, Saccharomycetes, Saccharomycetales, Saccharomycetaceae. The record is from the annotation of a GenBank genome assembly.